Messenger RNA from Knipowitschia caucasica, 1056 nucleotides. Lineage: Eukaryota; Metazoa; Chordata; Actinopteri; Gobiiformes; Gobiidae. The record is from the annotation of a GenBank genome assembly.
AUGGACGAGGACGAGGCCAAAGAUGCAGAGGACAGCGAGGAGCAUCCCGCCGCGCAGGAGCCCAAAAACCCCACAGCACACAGCAAAGAGCGACUCGUCCUCUACCACUGGACGCAAUCUUUUGCUUCGCAGAAGGUGCGUCUGGUUAUCUGUGAGAAGGGGCUGGUGUGUGAGGAGCGCGACGUGAGCCUCCCGCUGCAGGAGCACAAAGAGCCCUGGUUCAUGCGGCUGAACCUGGGGGAGGAGGUGCCAGUGUUUCUGCACGGAGACACCAUCAUCAGCGAGUACAACCACAUCAUCGACUACCUGGAGAAUAACUUCACUGGGGAGACCGUGGCUCAGUUGAUCCCGGAGCAGACCUCUCCUCAGUUUGAGCGUGUGCAGCAGUACAGGACGCUGUUGGACGGUUUGCCCAUGGACGCAUACACACACGGCUGCAUCCUGCACCCUGAGCUCACCACUGACUCCAUGAUCCCCAAGUACGCCACAGCAGAGAUACGAAGACAUUUGACCAACGCUGCCACGGAACUGAUGAAGCUGGACCACGAGGAGCCACAGCUAACAGAGCCCUACCUGUCCAAGCAGAAGAAACUCAUGGCCAAAAUAUUAGAUCAUGACAAUGUGAACUACCUGAAGAAAAUUCUUGGAGAAUUAGAAAUGGUUUUAGACCAAGUGGAAGCAGAACUGGAAAAACGGAAAAUAGAAUAUCCAGACAACAAGUGCGAGUUGUGGCUUUGUGGACCUGACUUUACUUUAGCCGACAUUUGCCUGGGCGCCUUGUUGCACAGGCUCAAGUUUUUGGGACUCUCUAAGAAGUUCUGGGAGGACGGCAGCCGGCUCAACCUGCACAUGUUCUUCCUGCGUGUGCAAAAACGAUACGCCUUCCGCAGAGUCCUGGGCGACAUUCACACCACGCUACUCUCCGCCGUGCUGCCAAACGCCUUCCGCAUGGUCAAGAAGAAGCCCCCAUCUUUCUUUGGAGCGUCUUUCCUCAUGGGGUCUCUGGGAGGCAUGGGAUACUUCGCUUACUGGUUUUUAAAAAAGAAAUACAUGUAG